Molecule: messenger RNA, 13921 nt
Organism: Podarcis lilfordi (Lilford's wall lizard)
Lineage: Eukaryota; Metazoa; Chordata; Lepidosauria; Squamata; Lacertidae
Source: the annotation of a GenBank genome assembly
GUUUCCAGAAGGUGGUUCGGCUACUCGGCUCGCCGCCGCGGAACGUGCCCACGAGGGGCCUUUCCUGCUAUCAGCAUAGCUGCACGAGGCAAUCACGCCGCCCGGCGGAGCCCAUUGGCCAGCCCGGAGGAAGCUCGUGCUGCGAUUGGCGAGCAGCCUCUCCCUCCUCCCUCUUCCCCUUUCGUUCUCUCCUCCUACCUUCGCCCGCCUCCCAGCUGCUUUGCUGUAUGGAGUGUUUUGGUGUGUUUCCCUCUGUGUUUUGGCUGCUCGCCUCCCUCGGAGGAGGGAGGGCGGGAGGAGGUAGGUGGGAGGCAGGCAAGCAAGCAAGCAAGCAGGCGGAGGAGGAGGAGGAGGAGGAGGCGGUUCUGGCUGCAGCUCUUGCUGGCUUUGUCACAUCGCUGCUGCCUGCGGGAGCUUCCACCAUGCAUACCUCGCCCUGCGUCGAGGCGAUGGGAGAUGCCCCCGCGGUGAGUACCACUUGCUGCACGGGGCGACGCGCGGGUGGGGGCGCGGAUGCAGGGCAAAAAGACCCAGCCUGCCUCGAUUUUACUCCCCGCUUCUAAUCCUCCUCGCUUUCCAAAAGGUGCAAACGACUUGAGGUGCAUGCGGGGUGUGAGGGGGAGGCACAUAAAUAAGAAAUAGCCUUUCUUAUUUAUUGCUUUAUUUCAUCUCGUCACCGCAAUCCAUGGGUUGCCAAGACGCCAAGGUGAUGGGAGCGAGAGAUGCGCGUGGCGCUGGGGGGGGGGCAGCCUUCCUCUCUUAUUUUUAUUUUAUUUCUAUGGACUUAACUUAUAUGCCGCUUUUCGCCCGUAGAUCCCCGGGCGGUUCACUGCAAAUCCGGGAGGGGUCGUGCCAACAAAGCCCAUUAACGCUAGCCUUUCCUCCGGGCCAGGUCCUUGCUAACUUACCUGGACUUGGUGAAGGCUUAUGAUGGUGCAUAAUAGGUUAAUGCUGCUCUUUCCUCCCCCCCCCCCUCGCUUCUGGUGACUGGGACCUAUGCAAGCAUAAGCGUGUGGGAUGCCCUGGACGUUUGUGCUUCUUGCGCCACCCCCGAUCCUGCCCCAGGUUUAUUGGGAAGGAAGUUCUGCUUAGUUUCCAUGGAGCAGGCAGACUUGCCAGUCAGUCCAGCCUGCACGAAACUGCUGCUUUGCUGGAUCUAGGGUGGUGGUGGUGAUGUCUUACACUGACGCACAUCGAAUAAUGUGCAUCAGCAUGAGUAAUCCCAGUGAUCCCGCAGUUGCCCGGUUGUUGCAUGAGUAUUACAGAGAUUACAGUAAAUGCAGGGAGGAGUGGUCUCGCGGCUAUGGGGAGGUGAGAGCCUCAACCUUUGAGGAGGGUUUCUUUCUUUGUUAACUUGUGUCAUUGCAAAAAGAGAGAGAGAGAGAGAGUCCUAGCCCCCCACCCCACCCCCGCAGGCAGCCUUUACUUUUGGACCUUGUGGGCAGAGCUACCCCGCCUCACAGGGCUUCCCAGCAGUGGCUCAACCAGAGACCACCACCCACUUGCUCACAUGGCUAUUUUGAUGCAUGACGUCGCCCCACUCCUCCCCCCACCCCUGAGCUAUAUUUGGAGUGGGUGGUUGCUCUGGAUCCCAUGAGGGGGGAAAGAAAGCCUUCCGCCCCAUUCCCUCCCUUUUGGAAGGUGGCGCUUCGCUGCCUUCCACCCAAUCCACAUGGACAUCGUCAUUUUGCUGAUCUGCAUGCCGUUUCCUCCCCCCCCCCCCAGUUUUUUAAAAAUACUGUUAUUAAAGCAAAGACAGUGCGAGGAAGGGGGGGAGGUCGGUUGGGCAAUUGGACCUGCCGUUUGGUAGUGUUCCUUGGUACAUUGAAUUGGUGGGGUAUUUCCUGCCGUCUUUGUGAUGGCUCUGGCUCUGCUUUUGCAGCCUGCUUCUGUUGUGCUGUGUGCCAGCUCAUCCAGCUUGCCUCUGCAGUGUCUGGGUGAAAGGAGGUGAUUUAAGGACAAGCCGCCAGGCUAAGUUAUGGAGCCGCGCGUGCCUGCUUGGAAAGCAGACCAAGGCGCGUUGAACUUAUUUCCUCCUUCCUUCCGAAGCUUAUCAAGCGAUUGUGGAUUAAUAAUUGUCACGAACUGCAAGCGAACCUAACAUUCUUCUUCUUAAACGUUUCUCAUCUUGGAUUGUCUAGCCUUUGAAUAGGCUGUCCCCCUCCCCCAAGUUCUUUUAAAUCUUAUUAAUUAGACACAGAUAUCAUUUUAGCACCCAAGGAAAAUAAUGUUCAUCAGUUGCAAGUAAAUGGAGAAUUCCUGCUGGUUUUUAAGCAUUUCUCCUCAUAUUCUGAAAUCUUUUACCUCAUUAAAUGUAUCAGUUUCAAGAUUGCCCGUCUUACUCCUCUUUAUCUCCAGAUUCUUUGAGUUCAUUUGAGUUUCUUGUGAACUUGUGAUACCAAUCUGUUAGGUUAGCUUCACAUUUCAUAUUAGCUUUACCAUGUGAAUAGGUGCUUUCUGUUGGGUUCAUUCAUUCAUUAUUAUUAUUAUUAGUAGUAGUAGUAGUAAAUAUAUGCACAUGGCAGCUCUGCGGCAUCUAAGGGAGCAUAAUAAUUGUCUGCAGCCACUACAUGGCUUACUGUCCAGCAGGCUGAUUCCACUUUCCUUUUUAUUUUGGGCUUCUAAUUGCCAGUUUUGAGUGUGAACUGAAUAGGGAGUAGAAUCCUGUGCACGUGUGGGGUUCUAGAUUGGUGAAAGGUAUCUGCAUUGCACUUAUUUGCUAUAGGGAGAUGCUCAUGACCCAACAAAAUAUGAUGGCUUUGACCGAUACAUGAGUCAACCAUGCUGGGAAUUUAUUUCAGCGGCCUGUUGUGUUGCCUGUAUUUAUUACUCUUUCUAAGAAACCAUCACUGAACAAAACUGGAGAUCCCCCGCCAUGUCUCAUCUUCCCUGCAGUUUUAGAAUAUUAACAUUAAAUACUGUGUCAUUCUGGGAAGUCACUUUAGAAAGUUGAAGCAAUGCUGCAGAUGUUACAUCUUCUUGGACCUUUCCCAACACAUGAGUGUGCACACCCACCCCGCUCUCUCUCUGUUGUUGCCAUGGUGGUGCAGUCUGUGCUAACUGAAGAAAGGAAUAACUUUCCUGUGGAAGAGCAAAGUUGGCAGCCAGAUUUUGCUUUUUUAAUCUCUGGGGGCCUGAUCCAAUUUGAGUUGCACAUAAAAAAGGUAUUAUUGUGCAACUUGAUUGUUCCAGAAGGUGAACAGGAUAUGUAUUUGAAUACGCAUCACAUUCAAAGCAGUGCAGUGCAGGAAAGCAACUGAAUGCACCUGUGAAUUACCCAGCAAUUGAUAUGCACGCAUGCUGAGUCAGCUCAUUGGUCAGGCCAGCCUAGUACUGCUUUCACUGACUGGCAGCAGCACUCCCUUGGCUGCCAGUCAUUGCUACCUGUUAUCAUUUUAGCAGGUGAUAGAUAGAACGUGGAGCUCUGGAUGCAGGGAAUGUACUGUACUAAGUAUUAAGCUAUAGCCUGUCUUCUGCUCAUGUGUGCCGACUUAGAAACUGGAUUGGGACUCUGGCAUGUAUGAUGCCUUUUUUAAAGCAGACAAUAGUGCAUAUGCUUGUUUUCCGUGUGACUUACAAACAAUGGCUCACUUAUCUCUAGGUUGACAUUGUGGACAUCUAUGAAUCCAUACGUGAACGGCAGCGUCACGACAGUGAAAGGUCUACUUGUAGCACCUUGGAACAGAACGACAUAGAAGCAGUAGAGGCACUUGUUUGUAUGAGCUCCUGGGGUCAAAGAUCACAGAAAGGCGACCUGUUGAAGAUAAGGCCUCUUACACCUGUCUCAGAUUCAGGUGAUUUCUCAAUGCACACUGAACCCACGUCUGAGUUGCCUAAGGAUUAUAACUUUUUAUCCACACUGGUAAGGAAAAAAACAAACAAACCCUGAAACAAAAUGAAUUUGCAUGGAAUCGAUAUGAAUAUUUUAAAGAGGAAAGACAUGAAUAUGUCCCCCAUUUAAUCUGUUAGCAGUAAUUUCUUGGUUUGGCUUGAGGGCAUUUAUUAUGCAAUAAGCUCUAAGAGAACAGCAUACAUUUCCACUCACAAGUACAGUUGCUUCAGUUUAGUUAGCGAUGUGUUUGAGGUUAUUUUGGAAUAAUGCAGUCUUCCCUAUCCUGGGAUCGUCCAGAUGAUGAUGAUGAUUUUAUAUAUAUAUAUAUAUAUAUAUAUAUAUACACACACACACACACACACACACACCACACCGCCCAUAUGGCUGGGUAUCCCCAGCCACUCUGGGCAGCUCCCAACAGAAUAUGAUUGCAAACCUUUUUCAGACCAUGACCCCCUUCCAACCUUGUUUCCUUACUGUGCCCCUCCCAUGCAUGUAGCCGGGGGGGGGAGUUGCCCCCCCAAAUAAGUAACAGUCAAUACAAAUUUGAGAUUCUGCUCCGCCAACAAAAGCCUGCCCCCCUAACAAAAAUCCUGGCUAUGCCCCUGCCUCCCCCCAUCCUACCGGUAGAAAGAUAGCCAUUUAAACGUUUUGUUUUCAAAUAGAACAUGUUUUAUAAUUUUCAUAAUUUAUCCAAAAUGCAAUUACACAAAAUGAUAGGAACAUAGUGAAAUAUCGUUGACGCCGAAAAACAGAACAAUGGAGCUGGAAGGGACCCCAAGGGUCAUAUUUCUAGUGCAACCCCCUGCAGCGUAGGAAACUCAGCUAAAGCAUCCAUGACUGAUGGCUAUCCAGCCUCUGCUUAGAGACCUCCAGGGAAGGAGAGUCCAGAACCUCCCGCGGGAGAUCCAUCUUCCAUGUAUUAAAAAGUAAACAACACUUAUUUGACACAGGGAGGAAACCUACAGAUGCAGUCCAAAAGGCGCACAGGGAGUUUUGUAUAUAUGGGAGAAUUCUAAAAAGCAAGUGGUCCUCACUGACCUGGUGCAAAAAGAUCUUGUCAUCCAGAGAAGCCCUGGCGGCCUAGAUAAAACACUAUAGCCCCCCCCAACCUGGGAGUAAGGCCCACUGAACUCAUUGCAGCUUUCUUCUGAGUAGACACUUGGUUAUUUACUACAUGCAAGUCAGCAGCACUAGAUGACCCCACUCAUCAAAGUGCUGGAGUGGAUUUCACCCCAUGCCUUGCAGAGCCAGGCCGACAGCAGUAAAGACUGUAAGAUGAGCCCCUCCUAGCUAAAUUAAUCCUUAAUGAUCUCUCUGGGAAAAAACCAAACCAGGGUCUUUGAAUAUCAUUAUGGUUGUCUAAAAAUUUUGUGGGGGGAACUUUUGUGUGGGGAAAGUAAUAAUAAUAAUAAUAAUAAUAAUAAUAAUAAUAAUGUGUCUGACUUACACUUAAAUGUUAUAAAUAUGAAAGCUAGGAAUGAUCAUACCUAAAGUAGUAUUUUGGUAUAUGUAUACUAUCUCUGCUUCUUUCCUCCCCCUUUAAAUAUAGUGUAUGACACCACCCUAUAGUCCAGAUUUUGUUGAGCCUUCCACAACUGCACCGCUUUCGUCCCAAGCCACUUACUCAAAACCGAGGACAAUCAAGACGAACAUGUCUGCCUGCCUGAUCACUCCUCCGGGUUGUGCUCUUCCUGCACCCAAGCCAGCUGCCCUGAAUUUGGGGAGGGAGUCCAGCCAGACGCCAACGAGAGCGGAGCAAGUUGCUCCUCAGUGUUGCAGAGCAAGGGCAACCAGCGUGAUCCGUCACACCGGGGACAGUCCCGGUUACUCCCACCUUCCUCCUGUGCAAACAAAAGUGGAAGCUGCGUCGGCCGCCAGUGCUUCUGCAGACGGGCACGAGGCGCAAGACAAGAGACAUCCCGCAGCCUUGCAAGACUGCGACAUUGCGGACAGCAUAGCUUGCGGCACUUCGCCAGGACGCGAACCGUAUUUGCACGGCUCAGGUUGUUCCAGAGCCACCAGCAAAGGACGUGAGCCUGUGAGGCUUGCUUCACAUCAGACCCCUUUCCCAAACGCUUGCGAAAGUGACCCGCAGCAGAAGUCCCCCUCGCUGCUAGCCUCCCCGCUCUCCAACCCCCAAGUGAUCUGCCAAAUGAUCCCCUUAGACGGACAAAGAGGUAUGGUCCCAGGCUUCCUAAAGCCCUCUGCUCAGAUGGCAGCGACGGUCAAACCCAUCCUACCCCACACAGCCCCAGUUUCUCAGCCUGUGCUGAUGGGGCCUUCCAUGCCUCAGGGGACUGUUAUGUUGGUUCUUCCGCAGGCUGCUGUUGCCCAGGCGCCUCCUUGCCAACAAACUGUGAUGUCUGUUGGGAAUACCAAGUUGUUGCCCCUGGCCCCUGCUCCGGUUUUCAUUGCCUCCGGCCAAAGCAGCACACCUCUAAUUGACUUUUCCCGGAGGAGAAAUUACGUUUGCAACUUCCCGGGCUGCAGGAAGACGUACUUCAAAAGCUCUCACCUCAAAGCCCACCUGCGUACUCAUACUGGUAUGUAUAGAAGAGAUGUGGAUGUGAUCUGCCUCUUCUAAUCCCUCUGUUGCAGAUACUCAGGUGGGGAUGUUGUUGCUUACGUAGCCAAUAGGACACCACACAAACCCAAGAAGGGAAGAGCUGUAGCUCAGUGGCCUUGUAUUCAGAAAGUCCCUGGUUUAAUCCUUGUUUCUUCAGGUAGGGCUGGGGGAGACCCAUGCCUGAAAGCUUUGAGCAGAACAGCCAUACGGCCUAGACGAAACUGAGCCAGAUCGACCCAUGGUCUGAAUUGGUAUAAUUCAGCUGUGAGCAGUGUUGGAUGUAUAAGCUAGGCACCAAAUGGCUCCUUAAACCAGGGUUACAGUCGCCAAAACAGAAUGUCUAGUUGCCAUUUGGGGGCAAGGCAGCUCUAAAGUCGUAUUUUUCAAUACAACUUUUGGUUCCUGAAAUUUGUUCUGAUUGUGCAGAUAAAAUAUAAGAUAGAAUUCUACAGGAUCCUUCGCUACUGUGUGAAAACAGGCAAGAUCCAAGGAUCUCCAGAUGGUGGAUACAUCAGGCACCAUCCUGGCGCCUUGGCAUCGUCACAAGUGGCUGAUAGCCAAGUGCAAAAUGCACCAGGCUCCUGGUGGAUUUCGAAGUUUGCAGAGUACAAAAAAGAGAGAAUAGAAAGCCUAUUGGGGUGGCAGUGAGGGUAGACUAAAAGCCCAGACUAAAAGCCCUAAAUGUGCUCAGUGGUCCCAGCUGGCUGACUAUGGGAAGAGACUGAAAACUGCAUGGGAGGAGUAAAAUGAGUAUGGCCUGAAGGGGACACUGAAGAGAGCUACGCCACACAGUGUUGAAAGUCCCACUCGCAUGUCUUUAGUGGUUGUCUAGCAACAUGACUGAAUAUGGACAUUUCAGGAGUGUGUAAAUACAAGACUCAAUAGUAGAACAUUUCUUGUUUAGUGGAGAGGGACUGUUUUUAGGGAGACCAAAAGAGGAAUGGGGAAACUGCAGCUAUUCCAAUGUUGCUGGACUACAGCUCCCAUGAUCUUGCCAGAAUAUUUACCAUGCUGUUUGGGGCUGAUGGGAGUUGGAGUCCAGUAACAUAUGGAAGGCCACUGGUUUUCCCCACCCCCAUCACUGGUUUAGAGCUUCUAAAUUCCUUGCAUCUAAAUGUCUAGGUGGAGACUGGGGAACUCCCCCCCCUCCAAAAAGAACCCCACCCUCUGAAUGUUCAGUAGAAGAUCUGGAAAGAGCCACUACAUGUGUACAGCUGUAUGCAUGUAGAGUCUUCCUUGUGGUCUGGAGCCUCUUGGUUCAGGAUACAGAAAGUUUGAAGAGAGCCCUAAUUGCAUUGAGUAGGUCUGAGCAGGUCUACAGGCUUAACUUCUAAGUAAGAACGAUAACACUGUGCAGUAAAUAGACUUAAGACCUGGUGUAACUUUAGGGAAAUGAAUUUAAAGAGAAGGGUUAUUUCAUAACACGGGCCAUCAUGGGUGUCGUAUUCUUUUAUCUUGGGGGUGAAAAAUACUGACCUUUAGCAUUUUAAUUGUAAAGACUGUAAUCCCUUGACGAAAGGGUAUGUCCCGGGAUGUGUUGGGAACAAAGGAGGUCUUCUUUUUUUUUAUAAAACUUCUUGCUCUAUUUAUUCUUUAGAGGAGAAGCCCCCUGACUUCUGUAGUACUUCUUAGUAAGUGCAGAUUCAAGAGCCGUUCCUGCAGUUGAAUGAAUUGCCUCUUGUCUUGUCCUUUCUUCACAUACUCUGCUAUAGAAAAAAAAGCCAGUCCUAAACUAGAGAUGGUUUGUGUGGCAAUGUAUGACCUCUUUGGUAAAACCAUCUGUCUUGUUCUUGGGUUCCCUUUGAUUCCCCCACCUACCUGCCCAUGCUUCCUCCUUUCCAGGAGAGAAACCUUUCACCUGUAGCUGGGAAGGUUGUGACAAGAAGUUCGCCCGCUCCGAUGAACUCUCUCGCCACCGCAGAACUCACACAGGGGAGAAGAAGUUUGCCUGUCCGGUCUGUGACCGCCGCUUCAUGCGCAGCGAUCACCUGACGAAACACGCUCGCCGCCACAUGACGACAAAGAAAGUGCCCAGCUGGCAGACAGAAGUUGGCAAACUGAACAGAAUUGCAACCAUGGAGAAGCCUAAGAGUGAGACUCCUUUGAGCAUGCUUCUGCCUAUGCUGUCUUCUGGCUAGCAGGCCUGCUUUGGAAGAUGAACAUUUCAAGAGGAACUUGGGUGGUUUCCAAAAACCCAGCUUUGACUGUUUUUUUGUUUUGUUUUGUUUUUUUAAAGUAUCCAAGAGUGGUUGCAUUUAUAUUGUGGAGGAGGAGGAAAAUCCUGUAAAGUCUUCUGCCCUCUCUUUUCCCUCCCCAUCCCUUCGUAUUAAGCCCUAUUUAAAUGUUAACGUUUUAUUUCUGUUAUCCUUUUGUUUUCUCCAAUGCUUUUAGGGCAUUCACCAGCACUUGGGGGGAGGAGGGAGAAUAUUUUUGGUGGAAAUGUUGGCAAUGGGCUUUGCAAACAUAUCUUUUCUGUUGAGUUAACAGUGGUUGAUGAAAAAUGAAACAGGGUGGUUCCCCCCCCCCCCGGCAUUUUAAACUAGUUUUUCCCCCCCAAUCUUACGAGUUCAGCUGUGGUCUGAUCUUGCAAAAUCACCCUGUGAGAAGAGUGAAAAGCAACAUCAGAGGUACCACUUGGAAAUUUAUUUUUUUCCUGAACGGAAUCCAAACUAAUUUGUAAUUUCAGAGUGUCUGAACUCCAGUCUAGCAACUGAAUCCACUUUAGGAUUACCUGCUGUGCCACAUUUUAAAGCAGUGUCGUUCUUUCCCAAAUGUCUGAAUAUUGAGGCCUAGGUAUUGUUGAUGCCUAUAACUAGCUCAGGACCAAUUUAGGUGCAGCACUGACCAUGUGCGUCCCUGCUGGGAAGUCCUAACCUGUGCAGUAAUUCCACAUGGUCAACUGCACGCUCAAAAGGUUUUAACCCUAGACACCAUUCCAUAAUGCACACCCUCUGUUAGUUGUUGGUGUGUAAGCACGUAUGGAUUAGUGGAUGUGGUACAUUGGCUACUUGAAGCUCCUGUAUGUGUACGAUUGUACAGUGGCGGGGCUUCAUAUAUUCACCACUGCAUUCAGAUUUGCUUGUGUGAACAAAAUCCUACUUGUUGCUUCCCUGCUUGCAGUCUGCUGGUCUGACUUGAGUUGGGUAAGUUUGGUGGACCUUGUUCAUGUGUAUUUUGUGGCAAAGGAGUGACUUGCUAAAGUGCCCCCUACAUUUAUUAAUUGCAACAUGAGAAGUGCCCUUUUAAUUUGAGUGCUGGUAACAUUUGGAAGGCUUGGGGGCAGCUUGUCUGUCCAUUGGGACGGUCCUGCCAAACCGCAAGGACUUCUGUAUAUCCCGUCUUCAGAACGGAAGAACUUUCGGAUCACAUUCCCUUCAGAGUGAAAGUUAAGCAUGUCCAUCAAUAUAUCCCUUAUGACUUCAGUGGGAAAAAUAAGUGCCUAGCUUUGGAUUAUGCCCUUGAUCUGUUAAUAGUAAUGAGUAUAAGGACCCCUUAAGGGAAAUGCCCAAACCACAUUGCGCUAUUGUUUUGAUCUAAAUAAAGUCGGGGGAGGAUUUAUGAUUUGAAGUAAAGGCUGAAAAUGCAGUGCCUGCAUAACCAUUUUUAUAAUCAUCCAAGCAAACAUUUGGAAAUCUGAUCAAUGACACAACCACAACAGACAGCACCUUAAAUAAUUCUCACUUGAGUAGUUCAUAGGUAAAGAGAAUAAACAAGGCAACAGAAGCAAUUGGACAUUCAGGGUUCAGUACUCAAAUCGGCUCCUGUCUUGCCACUUUCAAAAUGUGCUGGGUUUAUAAUGGGAAAUUGCUGACUGGCAACGGAUUGUUCCAGAUCAACAAUUCGUUUCUCACAAAAGUGACCCAAAUAUUCUUAGCUUUGGAGCAAAAGUGCUUUGUGGAGAUGUUAACUGCUGUUGUUGUGGUCUCCUUUUCCACAGCACAUUGGAUGAGUGAGUGAAAUGAAAGGACGGCUGAUGGAAGAGAACUAAAAUUAAGGGUGGACCAUUCAGCUGCCAUUUCACAUGAUUUGCUCGAUUCUGUAUACAUAAUAUUUAAUCAAGCUGAGAUAAUUGUUCUAAUGAUGACGAGAAAGCAUGAUCAGAUGUGUAUGUAUAUAUGUGUGUGUGGAAUAAGUAAUAUCUGACACUUCAUUGGUAUCUGAAACUAGGUAGACCUCUCGCAGUUGGAAUCUCAACCUGAUCUCUUUAUUAUUCAGCCAAGAUUGCAGUGCAUUUGCCAAUUUAUGUUGGAGCCAUUGGAGAAUAUUUCCACAGAUGGUGGGAGUUUACUUGGAAACACAUCUGGAGUAAGUGGCUUGAGAAAUGCAGUUCUAAAACACCUGCACCAAUGUACCCUCACUUUCAGCGCAAUGCCUAGGGCAGGGAUAUGGUAUGUGUGGCCCUCCUGCUGUUGCUCCCAUCAGCCCCAACCAGCAUGACCAAUGGCCAGAGAUUAUAGGAGUUGCAGUCCAACAACAUCGGCAUGGCUGGCUUGGGCAGUACUGUUGAAUAGGUUUGCCAGCAGCCUGAUCUGCAGAAAUCGAGAAAGUGAAACUCACCCUAGCACUUCAUUCGCAUGCUAUGAAGACCUUCAGCUGCUAAAUUUCUGCAAGUCAGGGCCAGGAUCUCUGCCAAGAAAAAAGAGACUGGUUGGCAACUCCACCAGCAUCACAUCAUAUUUUGGGAGCCUGCAGAGCCACUGCAAUCAGUUUGCCCAUUUUAAGCAUUUAUCUACCUCCCUGUCCAUUAUUGACAACUAACGUUCAUGAAGUUGACCAUAACAGAAGCACCCAAUUCUUUUUUUAAAAAAAAAAGUAGUCAUGGAUAUGGGAAUUACGCAUUGAAAGAUUCUCAUCAAUUUAAACUAAUCUGGCCUAUAUUCCCAAUUCAAGUAUAUUGGAAGCAGGCAGACUUUGAAAUUGAUGUUAAACCAAUGCUGCCGCAUUGUGUGAGCUACCAAGCCUAUUGCAGUUUACAGCGGUACAUUGUGGCUUGGCAGGUGAUUAAGCAGAUGGAAAGGAUAGGAAGUUUCCAGGAAGUUCUAGGUGAGUGGACUGCAUUUGAUGGGUCACUAGUUCUGCACGCAUGGAAUGUUAUCCAUACUGCACCUUACUGUAUUUGUGUGUUUGAUUUGCUAUAAAUAAUAAACUUUAUUUCACGAGCCAGCAGAUCUGUGGCUCCUCUGAAACAUGUUAGAAGGUGCAAGAUGAGUAUGAAUAGGUUUUUUCCCCUUCACUUUAUGGUCACCUAAUUGAACAAAAAUGAAUAUUAUACACGUUCAGUGUUAAAAAAAGGAGCUGGUGAGAAGACAAGCUACAUGGUAGAAAUGCAGUGUAUAUAAAACCAAAAUGCAACAACUUGAUUACUCUGGAACCACUGUCUCUGCCCUUUUCUGACAAUAUGCAGACGCAAUAGUCCAUUUUUCUCUGGUUUAAUUCCAUUGAAGUUCAUCAAAAGUUUCCAGAAGUCAAAAGAUUUCCCUUGUGCAAUUGCGAGGCUUUUCAAAAAGUUUCCUAAUUCUCCCCCCCCCUCUCCCAUGCUGAUUAUUACCUGACUUAAGAUUAUGGGAAUUUAUGUUUGGUGUAGUAAAAUAUUGUGCCUAAUAUUUUAUAAACCUUGUUUUGUCUUUCUGUUCAUUUUAUUGUGGGAUUCCUGUAUUUGUGUGUAUAUGCAAAUAUUGUUUGUAUUCCUUCAAGGGCUGCAUUGUAAUCCCUCUUCUAGUAAAGUGAAUAUUUGCAUAGAUGGUUUUGCCGUUUCUCCUCCCCUCUGACAGCUCUCCUUUUACCUCAAAACAAUAGGGAAAGAGAAGAAAGCAACGUUUUUCUUGGCCGAUACGAAUGCUUUGCAUUUACACCACACUUUGAAACACUCAAAAGUGCUUCGCAUGCACAACAUCUGCAGAAUAUUGCAGUCAACCCUGAUGCAACCAAACCUUUGCAUCAGCAAAGAGUAUUGAAAACAAGGAUUGGGCAUGACCAGCCGAUAGCAUCUUGUGCACAAAUCCUCACGAAUGCACAAUAGAAAGGGUGUCUGGAAGGGGGCCCUUUGAGAGAUGAAUGGGACCAUUAAGAUGAUGAAAGGGUAUAUGUUUUGGCAAGGGAAGCUGGCUGCUAUCUGGAACAAGUGGCUUUCAUUCUAAAGGAAAAGGUUCCUGGGGAAAUCCGCCAACCACUUGACUUGAGUGGGCAUGUUUUCAAAGCAGCGUAUGUGGUUCCAUCAGCCUCAGCUGAUUUUUGCAGGGAAUUUCCUGUUUCAAAAAACAGACUGACAGAAGAAUGGCAUGUGCAUCCCAGAAGGUUUCCAUAGUGCGAUGGACCUUGGUUUUAGGUACAUCUGUAUCUAUUCCAAGUAAUUUCCUGUAAAGCGCUGGCCAAUUCUUGAAUUGUUUCGCAGUCCUAAGCUGUCUCCAUGAAUGAUGCAUAAACACCAAACACUUAAUUGUAGAAAAAUAUCGAAGCUGCAUGAUGUGUACAUAUUUGUAAAAAAAUAUAUAAAAGAACAGGAAGUACAGGUACCACCCAAAGUUAAAAUUUAGCCUCUGGCAUUUGCUGUAUGAGCACUGGAUUACAUUAUGAAUACACGUUUUGUUUAAGCUUUAUACCAACGUUUCAUUAGCAUUUGUGUUUUAAGCUUGCCUAAUCCUGUAAGAUUUUCUCCAGCACCUCUGCUGUUGAACCUCAAAUAGAAUUUUCUUUUAAUUUGAACAAGAACAACCUACAAGAAGAACUAUGUCCAGCACCAGCAAAAGGCAGAGGCAGGAGAAAUCUGAAGCAGAGAGCAUCCUAUGGUGUCAGUUAAACUGCUCACAGAAAAGGAGAGGAAACAGUGCCUGCUUUAAUAUUGUUAAGAGCUAGCAUUUAGCUUGGACGCAUGGCUGAUAAAUUUCCUUCCGAUUCAUUCCAGUGACCACGGAGAAUCUUACAACUACAAGAGGCUGGUACAAUUUGCUGGGAAUAUAUGCUUUAAUAAUGUACAGGUUAGUGCUUGGGGUCUGACAGGAUCAAAGCUGGCACACAGAAAGGGAAAAGUGCAGUCGAAAACAAGCAUUCAAGUCCCUUGCUGCAAGUCUCCCAAGACUUUGAGGACGAAGGUGAUGGUGCCUCCAUAAGUCAUAAUUUUAAGAUAUCAGGAAAACUUGACAUUCCGUCUGUAGAUGCGCCAGCUUUGGAGAUGUAUUUUCCCAAAUGGACACAACAGAGUCCCUAUAAGGCCACAUCCUGACAUAAUGGCAGAGAGAACUCUGCAGAAGCUUCUCCAGCCUGUUUGAGGAUUCUACCAGCCUUCUUGGAUGGUGGCAUGCCUUCUUCUCUGCUCUUGCUUUCCCCACCCCUCCCCACCCCAUCCCAGAGAAAACACCUUUCUGAGAAACACCGCUGCAGCUUCAACUAUCUCGUCACUGUUGGCACAGCCCACAACCGGCUUCAGCGACAGUAUUCCUGCUCAAUCGUUGCCAUCAGCUCCUCUUCGGAGUAAUCGUAGGAUAUCUUGGCCUGCCUCUCAAGCUUCUUGAGUGGCAGCCUGC